Molecule: messenger RNA, 575 nt
Organism: Pocillopora meandrina
Lineage: Eukaryota; Metazoa; Cnidaria; Anthozoa; Scleractinia; Pocilloporidae
Source: the annotation of a GenBank genome assembly
CAGUUCCCUCAAGAGAUAAGCCAGAGCACCUUCAACGGAUGCAAUGAAAUUAAUGCUUGUAGCUUAAUUUUUCUUCUUGUUGCGUAUAUUUUCUUUAGAAAUGGAAUUAAAAUUCCUGAUCUAGGACCCCUUCCGCACGAUAUAUUUAGGAUGCUUUGUGCCUGUAUAGAUUUAGGAAAUAGGAGGUUUGCCGGGACAGUCUACCCAAGAGAUAUCUCUCCGUACCAGAAGCUGCCACCAUGUUGUCCUUUGCAAAUAUUUCUGUGACAGAACCCUUACCUGUUAGACUAGAAGAUGACCACGUACUGUCCACAGCAUGUGGUCAGCUAUAUAACCUUAAGGUUGACAGAACGUAUUUCCUAGACAUUAUUUCAAACGGGAAGACCUCUUUAUUUAUGGUAACUUCCCCGCGGAUAAUGUAUAUUAAUACGCAUGGUCAAGGAGCUUAUGGUGCUGUAAUUGUCAAAGGAUCCACUUUGAAUUUAAGAGCCUUCUGCGAUUACUUUUGGGAAAUGGAAACCUACCACAAAAGCACUUACAGGAAUCUUUCUACUGUAGUGUUUUUUUUAGCCUAG